Cylicostephanus goldi is the source of this 489-nucleotide messenger RNA. The record is from the annotation of a GenBank genome assembly. NCBI's taxonomy places the organism in Eukaryota, Metazoa, Nematoda, Chromadorea, Rhabditida, Strongylidae.
AUGAGCAGAUUUCAAUCUUGCAAGCCGCCAAUUUGCGCGCAUGGUGUGCAUGAUGCAUAUCAAAUUACAAAUCUGACGAUACCAAGUGAUAUUUUAGCGAUUGAUGAUGAUCGAACAUGGAUAAAUACGAAAGAGACCCUCAAAGAACACUACUUGCCAAUUUCUGUGCAGGUCGGAAUUUUGGGUGUGCUCUUCACCAUGUCUGCUUUAUUCUCGGGUCUGAACUUAGGUCUCAUGACAUUAUCAAUACAGGAGCUGAACCUAAUCAUCAAAAGUGGUAGGUUCUACAUUUUCUGGACUUUUUUGUUUGCUUCGUCCAUUUCCGUGCUAGCGCUGUGCCGGUUCCUUACUACGGGGCCAUUCAUGUACGUAGUAAAUGCAGCCAUAUCCAUCUUACUCGAAGACCUCACUACCGGUACCAUUGCUUUUGUAGCAUCAUCAGCGGGAAUUUUACUUUUUGGCGAAAUUACUCCACAAAGCGUUUGCGUC